AUGAUCUCCUCUGCUUUCUUUAAUAAUAGCAUCCAAUUUCCUUUCAUCAUAAUCCUCCUCUUCAUAUUAUUAUUUGUUGGCUUGUCAAAUGGUGAAGAUAUAAACUAUAAAACUUGCUCGGCUCCGUUCUCUUGCGGGCAAAUUAAAAACGUCCCAUACCCGUUUUGGGGUGGGAAUCGGCCUCAAAUUUGUGGUAUCCCAAAUUUCGGGCUCAAUUGUGAUAGCGGUGAUAAAAAAAAUUACCCUAUUAUGAAUUUUGCUCAUAAUGGAUACACUAUGUUAAGCAUACUUAAUAUUGGUACGUCUACACAUACCAUGUUAGUUUCCCUAGAUAAUUUGAUUCAAAAAUGUCAUUUGUUCAAUACGAACAAGGUAAUAUUGCUUACCAAUUUAAAGCCAGCCAAAAUUUACAAGAUAAUAUACUUGUACUAUGGUUGUGCUAGUCGUUGCGUCUCUAGGUACCACCCUUACUACUCUUUUAAUUGCACCAACGAUUACAAGGGUACCAUUAGUAGUGUUUAUUACUUUGGAGGGUCGUCAAUGCCUUCUGUGCGGCCAUUAGACACGGGUAAAUCAUUGUCGUCGUCGUGCUCGUGCAGUAACAAGAUUUAUGUUGCCGUACACGAGAGAAGAUUAGACGAGCUUAGAAGCGGAAAUGCCUCACUUUUAAGUAUUUUAACCACGCCAGUUGGGAUGGAGUACAUGGCCAACUUCACUGCUUGUUCUAAGUGCCAAGAGUCUGGUGGAAGAUGUGGUUCAUCGCCUUGUUUAGAUGAGUUUGUGUGUUAUUGCCCAGAUGGACCUUGGUCGUUAGCAUGUUCCCAAUCAGGGGCUGGUCUAGCUGCUUUAUUACUAGGAAUAGUGAUGUUUUUAAUUUUUCUGGUCAUUUGGGAAAGCAAAAAACGAAAAACUCAUAAAAUUUCAUUCCUAUGGAAUAGAAAAGCAAUUGGGGAUCAUAAUAUAGCAACUUUUUUGGAAAGCUAUGGAUUUUUAUCCCCAACAAGGUACACAUACGCUAAUAUAAGAAAAAUGACCAACUCGUACAAAGAUAAACUCGGCGAAGGAGGUUAUGGAAGUGUUUACAAAGGCAAAUUAAACGAUGGUCGUGUCGUAGCUGUGAAGAAAUUAAAGUUUUCGAAGGGUGAUGAUGGAAGAGAUUUCAUCAAUGAGGUAUUAAGCAUUAGUAGGACUAAUCAUGUCAAUGUUGUCACUCUUUUAGGUUUUUGUUUUGAAGGAAACAAUAGAGCUCUUGUAUUUGAGUUCUUGCCUAAUGGAUCUCUCGAAAAGUUUAUGCAUGGUAGAGAGGUUGGCGAAUCAUUACAAUGGAAAACCAUGUUUGACAUAGUAGUUGGAAUCGCCAAGGGACUAGAUUACCUACAUAGAGGUUGUAAUACGCGAAUAUUACACUUUGAUAUUAAGCCUCAUAAUAUUCUUCUUGAUGAAGAAUUCCGCCCAAAGAUUUCAGAUUUUGGGUUAGCCCGAUUGUGUCCACAAAAGAAUAGCAUAAUAUCAAUGUCGGAAGCAAGAGGGACCAUUGGAUACAUUGCUCCUGAAAUUUUAAGUAGAUAUUAUGGCAAUGUUUCGCAUAAAUCAGAUGUUUAUAGUUAUGGGAUGAUGUUAUUAGAUCUUGUGUGUGGUAGACAAAUUGACAACAAUGAAAGUCAAGACAAUAGUGAAAUGUACUUUCCUGAAUGGAUAUAUAAUCGACUUGAACGCGUAGAGGACGUGUCAAUUCAUGGGGUUAUGAAUGUUGAUAAUAAUAAGGAAUUCGAGAGAAAGAUGAUUAUAGUGAGCUUAUGGUGCAUACAAUCAUAUCCUGCAAAUCGACCAUCUAUGAAUCGAGUUGUAGAAAUGUUAGAAGGGUCGUUGGAGUCAUUACAAAUGCCUCCUAAGCCAAAUCAUUCUUCCCCAACAACAUUUGUGUUUGGUUCUUCGCCUAUGAUAACCACUCGAGACAAUUUUUGUUAA
Messenger RNA from Chenopodium quinoa (quinoa), 1968 nucleotides. Its product is annotated as LEAF RUST 10 DISEASE-RESISTANCE LOCUS RECEPTOR-LIKE PROTEIN KINASE-like 2.1. Bases 1 to 1968 code for a protein of 655 amino acids. NCBI's taxonomy places the organism in Eukaryota, Viridiplantae, Streptophyta, Magnoliopsida, Caryophyllales, Amaranthaceae. The transcript is spliced from 2 exons. Gene Ontology annotation, molecular function: protein kinase activity; polysaccharide binding; ATP binding. Gene Ontology annotation, biological process: protein phosphorylation. The record is from RefSeq and is a predicted model, not a curated record.